Messenger RNA from Pelobates cultripes (western spadefoot toad), 385 nucleotides. The record is from the annotation of a GenBank genome assembly. NCBI's taxonomy places the organism in Eukaryota, Metazoa, Chordata, Amphibia, Anura, Pelobatidae.
GGCAUCAUCUACAGCCAAGACACUAGGUACCAUCGCAUAUGCUCUGAUCCUAAUGACCGUAAUUCCCAUCUAAAUGUACUCUCCCAAUCUAUGAGACAGAAAGGCUACAAACCAAAGACUAUUACCAAACAAAUCAACUCUGCUGUAAAAACGCCACGUACGCGCCUGCUACAAUACAGAGAGAAAAAAAUAUGCACACGAGUGCCACUUGUGGUCACCUACAACCCUGCUCUUGAGGAAAUACGGAAAAUCAUCAAAGACCUACAACCAAUAUUAACAGAAGAUGAGACUCUGAAAAACAUUUUCCCUGAAACACCCAUUUUGGCCUUCAGACAACCACCAAACCUCCAACAAAAAUUAAUCAACAGGAGGCUGCCCACUGAUG